GGCAUUAUGUUGGUGUAUGACAUCACCAGCGAGAAGUCGUUCGAGAACAUUAAGAACUGGAUACGCAAUAUUGAGGAGCAUGCAUCGUCUGACGUAGAGAAGAUGAUCCUGGGAAAUAAAUGUGACAUGAACGAACGAAGGCAGGUGUCCAAGGAGAGAGGAGAGAAACUGGCAAUUGAUUACGGAAUCAAGUUUUUGGAAACGAGUGCUAAAACCAGCAUAAAUGUUGAAGAGGCCUUCUUCACCCUCGCCAGAGACAUUAUGGCUCGACUCAACAGAAAAAUGAAUGAUGGCAGUCAAGCGGACGGCGGUGGGCCGGUGAAGAUUUCAGAGAAGCGCUCCAAAAAGCACAGCAUCUUCAAGUGUGCUCUGCUGUAAGAGUCUCGCAGCGAGGAGAUUCGCUCUGCCGCAGCCAGAAACUCUCCUGCUGGUGUAACAAAUCACAGCAGCCCUGCAAAAGAGCCACAAAAUCAGGCUCAAGAACGUGCCAAGGCUCGCGUUUCCAAGCCCUUAACGUCAAGACGAAACCGAGGAGUGAUACCGUUUCACUUGGCAGAGUCACAAUAGGAGACGAUUCCUUUGUUGUGUGUUGAUUGUGUCGACAGAUGAUGGAUCGAAUAUGGUUUUGAUGUUUCUUUUUCUAAAUAUUCUAUAUGGGCACAGCACAUGCAGUCCUAAAACAUUUGCUGCUGAAGGCUUCGAUGUAUCGCAUACAGUGUUUCUGAAUUAGUUUGUGUGUUUUAUGGCCUUUUAUACACUGUGUUACUGCACCGGUUCAGAAAUGUAAGAUAUAAUGUGUAACAUGAAGAAUGGCAGUGAGUUAAAAGCACUUUACAUGUCAUUCAGACUCCCGUUUUUCCUGGGAGUCUCCCGUAUUUCAGACCCAUCUCCCGCCUCCCUCCCGUUUUUGUUAUUUCUCCUGGAAAGCUGCUGUAAUUUCAACCAUCCUCAGCAUUUUGGUAUGGUCUGUGAAACCAUUGGGUCGCCAACAUUGUUAUAGGAUCCAAUCACAACGGCUGCCGCAGUACCCGGUUCUCAACAGUGUUAUUCAGACACCUCACACCUAAACCUAACUCCCCCAGUCUCCCGGAUUUUCAGGGACAGAUGUUGGCAGGUAUGUCAUGAUGGUCAGGUUUCAAAAGGGAACAACACAAAAAUCACAGUCACCCAAAGACAUUUGGUCAGACUGCACGUCUUGAUUUUGCCAAGUACAAUGCGAUCCUGGAUUAACAUCUAUGUUGUUCCUGAAACGGGCAUCGCUACAGGCCCUAUGACCGAUACGGGCCCUAUGACAACAUUCUGAUCUGGGCUGUCGUGGACUAAAGUGAAGAGCGGGGGUGGGAUGAGAGGUUGAGGUAUAAAUCAACCUUAGUAACUCUGGUAGCUCCAAAAUGGUGUGGGCUCUUAAAAUAGUCAUAACUUUCAUUUUUGUUCGAAAAUAUAAUACAUACUUAUCCCCCACCCUUAAACCCAACCAUAACUGUAAAUCAUUCCCAAAAUCAGAGGUGAAUAACUGUUGGAUAGCACUUAUGAAGAAGUGCAUAAACCGAACCGUAGGCCUAAACUUAACAUCAACGGUAAGUGUAACACUUAAUUCUGAUUGGCCGAUUUGAAUGCUGUUCCAGAAUCAACAUAGAUGUUAAUCCAGGAACAUGUCCUACUUGGUGAAAUCAGGUUGGCGGUGCCGAACUUAAGAACCAACCAUAUUAAAGGGGUAGUUCACGCAAAGAAAGGAAAUUUGGUGUUAAUUUUGUGACCUUUACGUCACUUUAAUAAUUUCAUUAUUUGUUUACAACAAUUUUUUUAAGCUAAAAUCAUAAUUCUUGGUGAUUUUUAUCAAAUUUGAGUAAAAAAAAAAAACAGCCUGAUCUCACAAGGAAACGUAAGUAUUUUACGUUUUGUCAGUUUAGUGGCUAAUUUGUACAGUCGUAUG
Messenger RNA from Danio rerio (zebrafish), 1933 nucleotides. NCBI's taxonomy places the organism in Eukaryota, Metazoa, Chordata, Actinopteri, Cypriniformes, Danionidae. The record is from RefSeq and is a predicted model, not a curated record.